AUUCUAGGGGUACUAUACUUCCACCGAGUCCACUGUGAAGGGUUUGUUCGAAAGCCGUGCGCUAGCUUCAAUUUUGUCGUAAGCCAACAAAAAAAGAAAAUCAACCGAAAAUGUUCGUGUCGACAGUCUCUCGCAUUGCCCCCGUUGCCAGGAGCGCUCUCCUCGCCAGCUCCAAGCAGUACUUGCGACCAUUGAGCAGCGCCGUCAUCAGCCAGAGCCAGACCUUGGCCGCUCAGAACACAACCCCAGUUGCACUGCUGCCACAGAUCCGGUCAUUCCAGACCUCGCCAGUCACCCGUGACAUUGAUUCGGCUGCCAAAUUCAUUGGUGCUGGUGCUGCCACAGUCGGAGUUGCUGGAUCCGGUGCUGGUAUCGGAACAGUAUUCGGUUCCCUCAUCAUCGGUUACGCCAGGAACCCAUCGCUGAAACAGCAGCUGUUCUCCUACGCCAUUCUGGGCUUUGCCCUGUCUGAGGCCAUGGGUCUGUUCUGUCUUAUGAUGGCCUUCCUGCUGCUCUUCGCCUUCUAAGCGCGCGCACUCAUCGAAUGCUCGUCCUUGUUUCCUGCAAUCGUGCGUGCGUGCGAUUGUAUGCCCUGUCUUCUGUCAAUCGAUUUGGCAGAUUUGGCGGGCGUGCAGACGCAUCCGCAUCCCAGCGGUGGCAGAGCGAAUGAAUAGUAGUAACCAACAACCAACAACAACAACACUUCAACAACCAGAACAAACAACACCAAUGUUCGUUUUUCGAUUAUUAUUGAUAAAAAUGAUUGAAUAAUUGAUAGCAAACAAGAACAUCCUGUACCACUAUCUAAUUAUAAAUACCAACAACCACAUAA
This is a messenger RNA of Drosophila kikkawai, 832 nucleotides long. It is a transcript of the gene ATPsynC, whose product is annotated as ATP synthase, subunit C. Gene Ontology annotation, biological process: proton transmembrane transport; proton motive force-driven ATP synthesis. NCBI's taxonomy places the organism in Eukaryota, Metazoa, Arthropoda, Insecta, Diptera, Drosophilidae. Gene Ontology annotation, molecular function: proton transmembrane transporter activity. The record is from RefSeq and is a predicted model, not a curated record.